AUUUCGUGCUCUGAGACAGAUUUCUUUUUUUGUUUCGUCCCAUUUUCUGGCAAGCCUGCUGUCAAUUUGCACUGUUCAGAUCUGAAAAUGUCUGUUUCGCACGGAACUUGCCAUUUCCACAGACCAAAAGGUCAGAUCCAGAUCAUCUUUGGGCCUAUGUUUUCGGGCAAAACAACCGAAUUAAUUCGUCGACUGAAACGCUAUGAAGUAGCCAAUCACAAAUGUUUGAUUGUCAAGUAUGCCAAGGAUUUGCGGUAUGAAGCCAAAUGCGGAGACGGAGUUGCUACUCACGAUCAGCAAAGUCGAGCAGCAGUAGCCGCAACCGCCUUGUCCUCUAUCACGCACCUGGCAAAUAGUUGCAGCGUUAUUGGGAUCGACGAAGGCCAGUUUUUUCCCGAUGUUGUCGAGUUUUCCGAAAUGAUGGCGAAUGCUGGCAAAAUCGUUGUCGUUGCUGCCUUGGAUGGAACCUACCAACGAUCAGGUUUCGGCAAUUUCUUAAAUUUGGUACCACUGGCGGAGAAUGUCGUCAAACUAACAGCCGUUUGCAUGCAUUGCUACGGCGAAGCCGCUUUUACUCAACGCCUUGGUUCCGAAACAGAGGUGGAGCUGAUUGGAGGCUCUGAAAAAUACAUGGCCGUCUGCCGUGAAUGUUAUCGCAAAUAUAGCGAGACCAAUAACGAAUCUUUGGCGGUAGACUGCUGCCAUGGCAACCGCAUGUCGUCUCCGUUCCACCAAAUGCACCAGCGUUCAAAUACCAAAUCUCCUCUUAAAGUAAACAAUAGCCCGACAAAGCACAUAACUGUAGGAGUCAAUCGAAUACUUUCCUUUGAUAAGGAAAAUGUUUAAUUCACAACUUCUGAAAGGAAAAACGUUUUGAGUUUUAUGUGGCAUGACGUAGUUGUCUUUGCUCUUCCUCCCUUUCCCCCAUAUUUCUUCGAUCCGCCAUUUUGCUUUUUGUUUUACGAGUCUCAUGAAAAUUUGCAAGUUCAUUUUAGUUUUUAGAUGCUGCUGGCCAAUCGCCGCAGGUAUUCAUUUCCUUUUACCAGUAAUCAUGUAAGCCGUUUUAUUUUGAAAUUUAACAUGCCAAUAGAUAAAGUGAAUGCCGAA
This is a messenger RNA of Daphnia carinata, 1107 nucleotides long. Its product is annotated as thymidine kinase, cytosolic-like. Gene Ontology annotation, biological process: thymidine metabolic process. The record is from RefSeq and is a predicted model, not a curated record. NCBI's taxonomy places the organism in Eukaryota, Metazoa, Arthropoda, Branchiopoda, Diplostraca, Daphniidae. Gene Ontology annotation, molecular function: thymidine kinase activity; ATP binding. The transcript is spliced from 6 exons. The coding region runs from base 88 to 846 and encodes 252 amino acids.